CUAACCUUGAAAAAUCCACAUAUGGGCACAGAAUUCUGUGAAAAUCAGUAUGGAAAUGCCAUCAGAUUCAAUCAAGCACAUAGACAAAGUAUGAUAUUUCCUACUGGGGAAAGGCCAAAACCGUGUGAUGUGUUUGGGAACGAACCUCACCCAAAAAUCAUAUACCUUCACUUCUUCCAGAAUUCACAAUGUGGAAAAACAUCCUGAACUUAGCAAAUGCAUAAAUGUUUUUACACAGAAGCCACUACUCAGUAUAUGUCUGAGAUUUCAUAGAGAUGAAAAACUAUACAUAUGUACUAACUGUGGGAAGGCAUUCAUCCAGAACUCUGAAUUAAAGAUGCAUGAGAAAACCCACACUAGAGAAAAAUUGUACAAGUGCAGUGAAUGUGGAAAAUCAUUUUACCAGCUGCCAUCUCUACAUAGGCAUCAAACUAUCCAUUCUGAAGAAAAAUUCUAUUCAUGCAGUGAAUGUGGGAAAGACUUCUCCUUGAGUUCAGCUCUCAAUAUACACCAGAAAAUCCAUACCAGGGAGAGACAUCACAAAUGUAAUGAGUGUGGGAAAGCCUUUACCCAAAAGUCAACACUCCGAAUGCAUCAGAGAAUUCACACAGGAGAGAGAUCUUAUAUAUGUACUAAAUGUGGACAGGGUUUCAUACAGAAGGCACAUCUGAUUGCACAUCAAAGAAUUCAUACUGGAGAAAAACCUUAUCAAUGCAGUGACUGUGGAAAAUCCUUCCCCUCUAAGUCCCAACUUCAGAUGCAUAAGCGAAUUCACACAGGAGAAAAGCCCUAUAUAUGCACAGAGUGUGGGAAAGCUUUCACUAACAGAUCAAAUCUCAAUACUCACCAAAAGUCUCAUACUGGAGAGAAAUCUUACAUAUGUGCUGAAUGUGGGAAGGCCUUCACUGACAGGUCAAAUUUCAAUAAACACCAGACCAUUCAUACUGGGGAAAAGCCCCAUGUUUGUGCCAAUUGUGGGAGGGCCUUCAUCCAGAAGUCACAGUUAAUUACACAUCAGAAAAUCCACAUUAUGGAGAAGCCAUAUAAAUGUCCUGACUGUGAGAAAUCCUUCUUCAAGAAACCACAUCUCAAAGUACACCAGCGAAUUCACACAGGAGAAAAACCAUAUAUAUGUGCAAAAUGUGGGAAGGCCUUCACUGACCGGUCUAAUUUCAAUAAACACCAGACAGUUCACACUGGGGAUAAACCCUAUAAAUGUAGUGAAUGUGGAAAGGGGUUUACUCAGAAAUCAGUUCUUAGUAUCCAUAGAAGUAUUCAUACCUGAGAGUAACUCUGCUUCAUCAAAACAAGAUAGCCUUAUUGUAGAAGUCAAAUCUAAGUGUACAUUAUAAGAUUCAUCUAAGACAGACUUUGUGUAAAUGCCCUGUACAAAACAUCUCACCUGAGAUGAGAAAAGUUGUUUUGAAAAGACCCUUUAAGAAUAUAUUGAAAAAGGAGGAAUUUUUAUAUUUGCAUGGCCUCACAAAGCAGAAUUCAUAUUGGGAAAGAUGUUAGUUUAAUACAUUAAGAAAUGUCUUUCUAUAGGAAGUACUACAAAGUAAAUUGUUACAAAAUUCUUUUUUAGAAAGAUAUUAUGGGGGCUGGAGAGAUGGCUCAGUGGUUAAGAGCACUGCCUCCUUUUCCAGAGGUCCUGCAUUCAAUUCCCAGCAACUACAUG
Rattus rattus (black rat) is the source of this 1678-nucleotide messenger RNA. RefSeq names its product zinc finger protein 81-like. The transcript has a single exon. NCBI's taxonomy places the organism in Eukaryota, Metazoa, Chordata, Mammalia, Rodentia, Muridae. The record is from RefSeq and is a predicted model, not a curated record. The coding region runs from base 128 to 1285 and encodes 385 amino acids.